Molecule: messenger RNA, 3078 nt
Organism: Conger conger (European conger)
Lineage: Eukaryota; Metazoa; Chordata; Actinopteri; Anguilliformes; Congridae
Gene: grk5
Product: G protein-coupled receptor kinase 5
Exons: 16
Coding region: 658-2409 (583 amino acids)
Biological process (GO): signal transduction; regulation of signal transduction; protein phosphorylation
Cellular component (GO): cytoplasm
Molecular function (GO): G protein-coupled receptor kinase activity; ATP binding
Source: RefSeq, a predicted model, not a curated record
GUAACCGCAGCCGCCUCGCAGUGUUCGUGUUUUGCGCCUCAAAGAAACGUAGAAAAUUAGACUAUAGUGGGCAUUCUACUACAACCAAGCAACACGCUUCAGUUUAAUCCUGAACUGGACUCGAGCCACACAGACGACGCAACAACCUCACCAAACACAACAGCCGGGUGGGGGAAACAACCCUGCUUUAAAUUUGCGCACCGGGAGGUAGAGCACAUUGCUAAACUGUGACAGCCUGAAGUGUAGCCUACUUGCUAACUGCACAGGUUUUGACUUCAGUGCAUACAUCUCUGGAAACUCAUGGCUAACUGAAACACGUCGCAGCAGUGUUGACAAUCAACAUUGUGAACUGCGUUGAUUAUGCCAUUGUGGAAUUAAAUGCUUGCUCUUAUAAUAAUGGGAAAGGCUAUUCCUGGACAAUUAUCGGAAUCAGCGACAUGAAACAUGAUGACGUUACAAUGGAACUCUUGACAAACCUGUGCACGGAGGUGUUCUACGCGUUCAGAAUGGCAACACUUUGAUUAGAUUUUUAAAGCAAGAAAACACUGAAAAAUUCCACCGCUGUGGACUGCAAAAAAACGGACGAUAGCCUACGACUUGAUUACUCACUAUACAUAUAUUAACACUUUUGUGGUAAAACGUGCACAAAGAAUAUUGAUGGAGCUGGAAAACAUUGUCGCAAAUACAGUACUACUGAAGGCGAGAGAAGGUGAAGGAGGGAAACGAAAAGGGAGAAGUAAGAAAUGGAGAGAAAUGUUACGAUUCCCGCACAUCUCACAGUGCAUUGAGCUGAAGAACAGUAUCGAACGGGAUUACUUCAGCCUUUGUGAGGAGCAGCCAAUUGGGAGAGAGCUUUUCCGCCUCUUCUGUAAGACCAGACCAGAGCUUUCAUGCUGCAUUCGUCUACUGGAUGCCAUGGAAAACUACGAAGUGAUGCCAAAUGAGAAGAGGAAGAACUGCGGCGAGAAAAUCAUCCAGCAGUUUCUCAACAAACAGUCCUUAGAGUGUGUUCCUGAGGUGGCUGAUAGCUACGGUCAGAAGUGUGGACAGACCCUGCAGAUCAGCCCCUGUAGGGACCUCUUCAGUGACUGCCAAAAGGCCCUUCAUGAGCACUUAAGUGGGGAGCCCUUCUCAGCCUAUCAGGCGAGCAUGUACUUUGAUCGGUUUCUACAGUGGAAAAUGCUGGAGAGACAGCCGGUCACAAAACACACUUUUCGGCAAUACCGUAUACUGGGAAAGGGCGGGUUUGGGGAGGUGUGGGCGUGCCAGGUGAGGGCCACGGGGAAGAUGUACGCCUGCAAGCAGAUGGAGAAGAAGAGGAUUAAGAAGAGGAAAGGGGAGUCCAUGGCCCUCAAUGAGAAGCAGAUCCUGGAGAGGGUCAACAGCAGGUUUGUGGUCAGCUUGGCCUACGCCUACGAAACCAAAGACCUCCUGUGUCUCGUGGUGACCAUCAUGAACGGAGGGGAUCUGAAGUUUCACAUCUACAACAUGGGCACGCCCGGGUUCGAUAGGGACAGGGUGCAGUUCUACGCCGCGGAGGUCUGCUGUGGCCUCGAGCACCUGCACAUGCAGUCCAUUGUCUACAGGGAUUUAAAACCAGAAAAUAUUCUUUUAGACGACAACGGACACAUCCGGAUAUCUGACCUGGGCCUGGCUGUGAAGCAGCGUAAGGGAGAGAAGGUUCGAGGCAGAGUGGGGACUGUAGGAUACAUGGCGCCGGAGGUCAUCAGUAAUGAGAGGUACGGCGUGAGCGCGGACUGGUGGGGGCUGGGCUGUCUCAUCUACGAGAUGACGGCGGGCCGCUCGCCCUUCCGCGCCCACCAGGAGCACGUGAGGAGGGAGGAGGUGGAGAGGAGGGUGCAGCAGCUCCGGGAGGAGUACAACAACAAGUUCACCGAGGACACCCAAUCCAUCUGCAGGAUGCUGUUAGCCAAAGAUCCAGAGCAGAGGUUGGGGUCCAGGUCAGAUGGGGUGAUGGGGGUGAAGGCUCAUCCUUUCUUCAGAAGCAUCGACUUCAAGAGGCUGGAAGCAGGGAUACUGAAGCCGUCCUUUGUACCAGACCCCAGAGCGGUGUACUGCAAAGAUGUGCUGGACAUUGACCAGUUCUCCACCGUCAAGGGCGUGAACCUGGACCAGAUAGACAGCAAUUUCUACGCUCAGUUCUCCACUGGCUGCAUCACCAUUCCCUGGCAGAAUGAGAUGAUUGAGACGGAGUGUUUUAAGGAAGUGAACGUGUUCGGGCCCGACGGCACCCGGCCCCCGGACCUGGAUUGGAAGAACGUUCCGGAGGUGGCCCCACGCCGCAGCCUGCUCGACCGCCUCUUCAAGAGACAGCAACCGGAGGUGACCACCAUGCCUUACAGCCGAAUGUCUUCCAGCACAAAUUCUGUGGACUCCCUGAUAAAUUAAGCCACCUGGUAUGGGAGGAUUGUUCCUCCCAAGGGCCCCAGACAGCAGGGAAUCUCUACAGGAGCACUGACCAGAACACUGACCAUGUCUAUGGAUUUACAAGAAUGUAUAACCAGGACUGCUGGAACAAAGAGACUUGGCAAGUCAAAGAAACUUAUUUUCAGUGAAGGACCACUGCAGGGAAACUAGUCCAUGUCUUUGUUGUUGUUAUUGUUAAUGUAUAUACACUCACAAGCGCACACACACUGGCUUUGCAUUGUGUAAAAUCAGGCCAAAGAUUGCUCUUCAAACUGUUUUUUGCUAUAAUGUUUUUUUUUGUUUUUUUUAAAUGGAGGAACUGACAUAGGGGCAGGGUGUUACCUGGAAAAUAUAGCUAAUAUUUAGAAGAAAAAAAAAUACCAGACACAAUUAAGCUGAGAAUACAACGUGAAGCAGCACAACCAACAAAGCAGGAAGUUAGAAACGGGUAAAAAAAACCCAUGACACUCUGCUGACACUCCGAUUGAGAGGUCCGGUCAGAUCAGACACUCAGAUCCAGCCAAACAUACUGCCAGUCACACUGCAAGUCUUCUUGUAGUCAACUUUUUAUUAAAAGUGCCAUUUCUUUUUCUUUUCUUUUGGCCAGCUAUAUAUGUACUGUAGAGAAAAUAAUAAUGUCUGAUUCUCAUG